AUGUCCGCCGGGCCCGGCACCCCGUCCAGUAGCUCCCCUGCUCCUUCCAACGCAUCCUCGUUCAGUCCGUCACAGACUCAGUUGUCUUUGUCUCGCCCGGCAACCCCAGACGUGCCCAAGAGCAAGCGCAUUCCCCGCCCCCCGAACGCGUUCAUGCUCUACCGCUCCCACCUCCUCAAGACCCGCCAGAUCCCGCCGAACGUCGAACAUCGCCAGCAGAACAUCAGCCGCGUCGCGGGCCAGUGCUGGAAUAUGCUUUCGGAUGAGGAGAAGAAGACGUGGCACUCUAAGGCGAAGGAGGUCCUGAGUGCGCACAUGGCCAAGUACCCCGGCUACAAAUUCUCGCCCGAGCGUAAGAACUCGCGGCGUAAGACGCCACAGGACACCGAUGCUCCCGUCCCCACCGGGGACGAGUGGAUCGUUCACCUUCGCAAGACGUAUAUGAAGCUGGAUGGCCCCGCCCCUCAGCCUUCGCGUGACCGCCGCAACAGGUCGCGUCGAGGCGUCGGGACGGACCAGCCUGCUUCCAUCUCCCUCCCUCCUUCUCUUGAGGCGUCUCCCGCGUCGUCCCCGGGCACCGCUCCCAAUCUCUCUGCGCCCGCGUCUGUCUCUUCGUCUCCUGCGAUGCGACCUUUCUCUUCCAGCGACAUGGCGCAGUGGGGGCCGCCGUUCGACAUGCCGCUCUUCCCGGAUGUCCCCCCUCCUCAGCAGCUCCUCGAUCAGUUUGCUCUCCCCACUGGCCAAGCGAGCGCAGUUGACAACGAUGUGGUAUGUUUGCUCUCUCACCAUCCUCAGAGGUAG
Molecule: messenger RNA, 801 nt
Organism: Trametes versicolor FP-101664 SS1
Lineage: Eukaryota; Fungi; Basidiomycota; Agaricomycetes; Polyporales; Polyporaceae
Exons: 1
Coding region: 1-801 (266 amino acids)
Biological process (GO): cell differentiation; anatomical structure morphogenesis; regulation of transcription by RNA polymerase II
Molecular function (GO): DNA-binding transcription factor activity, RNA polymerase II-specific; RNA polymerase II cis-regulatory region sequence-specific DNA binding
Source: RefSeq, a predicted model, not a curated record